This is a messenger RNA of Hypomesus transpacificus, 5038 nucleotides long. RefSeq names its product actinin, alpha 4 (gene actn4). Gene Ontology annotation, cellular component: Z disc; plasma membrane; cortical actin cytoskeleton. Gene Ontology annotation, biological process: actin cytoskeleton organization; muscle cell development. The transcript has 21 exons. Gene Ontology annotation, molecular function: calcium ion binding; actin filament binding. The coding region runs from base 186 to 2891 and encodes 901 amino acids. Lineage: Eukaryota; Metazoa; Chordata; Actinopteri; Osmeriformes; Osmeridae. The record is from RefSeq and is a predicted model, not a curated record.
CUCGACCACACCAUUCCCUCCUCGGGUGGAGAAACAUUCUUCUGAAACGGGGAUUGUUCAGUGCACGGACCGGAUAUUCCUGCCCGAACGUUGAAAGCGGAGUGUUGCCGCAACUGGGUCACAUCCCGUUUUGCUUUUUCGCUGAUAGAGAGAGAGCUCGGUAGCACAGUUCGGGUGUAGUUGAUAUGGUAGAUUAUCACGCUACAAAUAAUCAAAAUCAAUACUCGUCGGCCGAACCUCCGACAUACAUGGAACAGGAAAAUGACUGGGACCGGGACCUGCUCCUGGAUCCUGCUUGGGAGAAACAGCAGCGAAAGACCUUCACAGCCUGGUGUAACUCCCACCUGAGAAAGGCAGGCACGCAGAUCGAGAACAUCGAGGAGGACUUCAGAGAUGGUCUGAAACUCAUGCUGCUGCUGGAGGUCAUCUCAGGUGAACGGUUACCCAAGCCAGAGAGAGGCAAGAUGAGGGUCCACAAGAUCAACAACGUGAACAAAGCUCUGUACUUCAUCACCAGCAAGGGAGUCAAGCUGGUGUCUAUCGGAGCGGAAGAAAUCGUGGACGGCAAUGCCAAGAUGACCCUGGGAAUGAUCUGGACCAUCAUCCUGCGCUUUGCUAUCCAGGACAUCUCUGUGGAGGAGACGUCUGCUAAGGAGGGCUUGCUGCUGUGGUGUCAGAGGAAGACUGCUCCCUACAAGAACGUCAAUGUGCAGAACUUCCACAUCAGCUGGAAGGAUGGUCUAGCCUUCAACGCUCUGAUCCACAGACACAGACCUGAACUCAUCGACUACGACAAGCUCAGAAAGGACGACCCUGUGACCAAUCUGAACAACGCGUUCGAGGUGGCUGAGAAGUACCUGGACAUCCCCAAGAUGUUGGAUGCAGAAGACAUCGUGGGGACGUUGAGGCCUGAUGAGAAGGCCAUCAUGACCUAUGUCUCCUGCUUCUAUCACGCCUUCUCCGGCGCCCAGAAGGCCGAGACGGCAGCCAAUCGUAUCUGCAAGGUGCUGGCUGUCAACCAGGAGAAUGAACACUUGAUGGAGGACUAUGAGAAGCUGGCCAGUGAUCUCCUGGAGUGGAUACGUCGUACUAUCCCCUGGCUGGAGAACCGUGCACCAGAGAAGACCAUGGCGGAGAUGCAGCAGAAGCUGGAGGACUUCAGGGACUACCGCCGCGUCCACAAGCCCCCCAAGGUGCAGGAGAAGUGUCAGCUGGAGAUCAACUUCAACACCCUGCAGACCAAGCUGAGGCUGAGCAACAGACCUGCCUUCAUGCCCUCCGAGGGACGCAUGGUGUCUGACAUCAAUGGCUCGUGGCACACCCUGGAGGGGGCAGAGAAGGGCUAUGAGGAGUGGCUGCUGAACGAGAUCAGGCGUCUGGAGAGGCUGGACCACCUGGCUGAGAAGUUCAGACAGAAAGCCACCAUCCACGAGGCCUGGACCGACGGUAAGGAAGCCAUGCUGACCCAGAAGGACUACGAGACCGCCUCGCUGUCCGAGGUGAAGGCGUUGCUACGGAAACACGAGGCGUUCGAGAGCGACCUGGCGGCCCACCAGGACCGCGUGGAGCAGAUCGCCGCCAUCGCCCAGGAGCUGAAUGAACUGGACUACUAUGACUCCCCCAGUGUCAACGCUCGCUGUCAGAACAUCUGUGAGCAGUGGGACGCCCUGGGGUCUCUAACCCAGAGUCGCAGGGAGUCUCUGGAGAGGACAGAGAAGCAGCUGGAGUCUAUAGAUGAGCUGUACCUGGAAUAUGCCAAGAGGGCGGCGCCCUUCAACAACUGGAUGGAGGGAGCCAUGGAGGACCUGCAGGACAUGUUCAUCGUCCACAACAUCGAGGAGAUCCAGGGUCUGAUCACAGCUCAUGAGCAGUUCAAGUCCACCCUGCCUGAUGCUAAUAAGGAGCGCGAGGCCAUCCAGGCCAUCCAGACGGAGGUGCAGAAGAUAGCGGAGUACAACGGCAUCAAGCUGGCUGGGAACAACCCCUACACCACCGUCACCCCCCAGAGCAUCGACAACAAGUGGGACAAGGUGCAGCAGCUGGUGCCCCAGCGUGACGCCGCUCUACAGGAGGAACUCUCCAAGCAGCAGUCCAACGACCACCUGAGACGCAAGUUUGCUGGCCAGGCCAACGUGGUGGGGCCCUGGGUCCAGGUCAAGAUGGAGGAGAUUGGCAGGAUAUCCAUCGAGAUGAACGGAACUCUGGAGGACCAGCUGACCAACCUGAGGGAGUAUGAGCAGAGCAUCAUCGACUACAAGCCCAACAUCGACCAGCUGGAGGGAGACCACCAGCUCAUCCAGGAGGCCCUCAUCUUCGACAACAAGUACACCACCUACACCAUGGAGCACCUGCGUGUGGGCUGGGAGCAGCUCCUAACUACCAUCGCUCGCACCAUCAACGAGAUCGAGAACCAGAUCCUGACCCGUGACGCCAAGGGCAUCAGCCAGGAGCAGCUGCAUGAGUACCGCGCCUCCUUCAACCACUUCGACAAGGACCACAGCGGUGCCCUGAUGGCGGAGGAGUUCAAGGCGUGUCUGAUCAGUCUGGGCUACGACGUGGAGAAUGACAAGACGGGCGAUGCGGAGUUCACUCGUAUCAUGGGGAUCGUGGACCCCAACAACAGCGGAGCAGUCACCUUCCAGGCCUUCAUCGACUUCAUGUCCCGAGAAACCACGGACACGGACACUGCAGACCAGGUCAUCGCCUCCUUCAAGAUCCUGGCUGGAGACAAGAACUUCAUCACGGCUGAGGAGCUGAGGAGGGAGCUUCCUCCUGACCAGGCUGAGUACUGCAUCGCCCGCAUGGCGCCCUACGCUGGCCCCGACGCCACGCCCGGAGCCCUCGACUACAUGUCCUUCUCCACCGCACUCUACGGGGAGAGUGACCUCUAGGGGGAGGGGGAGAGAGCAGGGGAGAGAGGGGGGAAGGGGGGGGGAGGGACCUGCAGGAGCAAUACCAGGGGGGAGGGGAGAGAAGGGGUGAGCAAGGAUGGGAAGACGAGAGGCUUGUGCCAGACCAGGUCUCUGGUUGGAGGAAGGAAGGAAGAAAGCAGGGGGAUAAGAGGGUUUCUAGAUCUGUGAUUGGUUGUGACUUAGGAAGAGGGAUGAGCUGGCUGGUUCUAAGUGGAGGACGCCAGUUGAGGGGGGGGGGGGGGGCUAAGUCUUCCCACUUCUCUUCCACUUCCUGGUUCUGACUGUGCCUCCAAACACACAGGUGUUGUUCUCUCGGCCGAGGAGUUAACUGUUGUUCUGUUGAUUUGGCCUUCUGCCCGUUAGUUCUUCAGCUUUAUAUUGUAUUUUGUAACAGAUCAACUACAAUCAAUGUUUAUCUGCUCUAUAUAUCAGAUCCUGGCCUCGGGCCUGGAGUAUACAGGGGCAUCCAGCGAGCAUCGCUACAGAUUCAAGUGUCAUCUUCCCCUUUGGGCCUGUGGGGAGGGGCCGGACACGAGCUAUUACGAUUCUUAUGCUACUUUAUUUGUUUUUGGUUAUUUUAUUUUUCUCUUGCUUGGAGGUGAGGGUGGGGGGGGGGGGGUAGAUUUGCUUUGUGGGGUGGAGAGGAUUGCGUACUAACACCCAGAGACAUAUAUAUGAAGGGGGGGAGGAGCUGAGUGAACAACCAGAGAGAUAAAAAGGUGUAUUUACCCAUAAGCCCUUGUUGUGCUGGAUACCUGGAGGUGUGCCGUCUCGGCCAUCUCCUCUCCUCCUGGGGGGUUUUCUCUGGUAGGCGGAGCAUUCCCAGGGGUCAGUGCUGUACAUACUUAUUUUUCCAGUACGCAACACAGUCCCAGUACUUAUGCAGGCUUCAGAGGGGCUGAAAGAAAAACAAACAAAAAAAGACACAAAAAAAAGAAAAGAUUGGCAAAAAGAGAAAAAGAAAAAGAAUGGCUUUUUUUUUUUUUUUUUUUUUUUUAAAUACUCAUCACACAUAAGCCAAUAGCGAGACACAGGAGCAGGUUCUUCACUCGAGUGCCGUUGGAUAGGUUCGUACGUUCUGAAACGGCGGAGGGAGCUGGUAGGGAUGGUAACCGUUAAGUUGAGUUAACCCUGGGCAUAGAGGAUCUCUCACCCCUACCCACACCCACCCACCCACACACCCCCCCCCCCCCCCCCCCCCACACACACACACCCCCACACACACACACCAUGUACACCCUGGGUGCGGAGGUCAGCUUCCCUCUGGACUCGCGUACAGAACCCCGUCCCUGUCCAACUCUGCUUCUGUGAUGCAUUAGGGCUUAUUGACUCUUCAAAUCUUAUUUCAUUUAUAUAAUUUAGUUUAUAUGUAGUUUUUCUUUCAAAGUUAAUAAAUAUCUCUAAAAGCACAGUCGGGUCACAGAGAGUGUAGUCAUACGAAGGCCCUAGCAACGCCCCCUUGACAGAACUGUUACCAUAGAAACGUUUUUUUAUUUUUUAUAAAGGGUUCCCUGAUUAUGUUGGAAAAGAUGGAGUACAGAAACUCUAAUGUGCCUGUUAGUGGCUCCAGCCGUGUCCCUCUCCCUCACUCUCUCCAUCCCCCUCUCUCUUUUUCUCUCCCUCUCAUCCCUCCAUCACAUUUCUCCCAGUAGAAUGAGGGGAACCUGGGUGUUGGAGGGAGGAGGGAGUCUUAAUAAACAUUCCAUUAUGUCUUAAAUAAAAAAGAAAGAAAUUACUGUACCGAUCUAUGCAAUCUUAUAUAUCUAAUAUCACAGAGUUCACUAAGGGUCGGGCGGGAAUUAAGAUGAUGAAUUGAUUUAGAAAAUAAAAAAUGAAUAUGUAACAUCCAUUGUCUAAAUUAAGUGCAAGAAAAAAUGAUUUCUACAAUAUUUGUAAAGAGGGAGGGGAGUCAGGCGCGAGGUGAGUCUGAGGGAUAAAGGAAAAUAAAAGACUUGUACUUUUCCCCGCGCGAGUUUGGAAAGAAAUUUGAACUUUGGAAUUGUGAUUUUCUUCUUUUUUGUACUCUUUAAUAUCAAACCUUACCUGCUGUACUGGAAACUGCAACAACGGCCUUCUGUCUGAAUAAGUGAAUUUCACAAGCACACAUAAAGUUUCCUUAUAAAAUA